Messenger RNA from Beta vulgaris subsp. vulgaris (sugar beet), 579 nucleotides. Its product is annotated as glycine-rich cell wall structural protein 1.8. NCBI's taxonomy places the organism in Eukaryota, Viridiplantae, Streptophyta, Magnoliopsida, Caryophyllales, Amaranthaceae. The record is from RefSeq and is a predicted model, not a curated record. Bases 1 to 579 code for a protein of 192 amino acids. The transcript has a single exon.
AUGUCGAGUCGUCAAACUAACCAACACACUAGAGCUACAGGCCAAGGUGGUCCUGAUUUAGGAGCUCCUGGAACCACAGGUGCAGCAGGAGCCCGUGACCCAAUGGGAGCACCUGGUUCCACUGGAGCCUCCAGGACCACCAUGGGUGGCGCUACAGGAGUAGGAUAUGACCCAACAGAAUACGGCACCGAAGGCGGAGGACAAGAGCAGCUCCACCGCUCAACUGGUGUUGAUGUUGGCACUGGUCAAGCUGGUUACACUUACACUUAUGGUACCGCAGCUAGUAUGGACCCAACUGCGACUGGGUACCGUGCUGAGGUUCAUGAGGUUCACGUCCCUCAUACUACUGGGGUGACGGGAACUUAUGGUGGAGGUUAUGAUGGUGUGGAUGUUGGAGGUGGUGGUGGUGUUGGAGGCGGUUACGACAUUGGGGAUCUUGGUGGUGCUGGUGGUGGUGUAGGCGGUGUUGGUUAUGAUACUGGAGAGAGAGGUGAGCGGGCUCAUGGGGUCGGACAGAGGAGAGGUGGCUAUGACACUGGGGGAGUUCAAGAUAAAAGAGAAGGGCAGCGUCGAGGAUAG